AUCAUCCCUGGAGUCAUCGACCGCGUCUCUGCGGCCAGCUGCGCUGAGCUCGAGGUGUCGUUUGGCGGCAAGCGGGUGGAAAACGGCGUGCUCAUCUCGCCUGCGGACGCCGCCGCCACGCCCACGGCGCGCAUCAAGGGCGGCAGCGAGGGGGCACUGUACACGCUCGUCUGCCCUGACCCGGAUGCGCCUGACCCAGCGCACCCUGUGCGCGGCGAGUGGCUGCACUGGAUCGUGACCAACAUCCCCGCGGCUGGCGACGCCAGCGAGGGCAACGAGAUCACCAGCUGGAGGGGACCGGCGCCGCCCAUCGGGACGCAUCGCUACAUCUUCCUGCUGUAUCAGCAGCCCAACCAGGAGCCUCUGCAGCGCGCGCACUUCAAAGUCCGCAAGUGGGCGGCUGAGCACAACCUGGGUGACCCGGUA
Chlorella variabilis is the source of this 426-nucleotide messenger RNA. RefSeq lists its product as hypothetical. The record is from RefSeq and is a predicted model, not a curated record. The transcript is spliced from 3 exons. The annotation marks the transcript as partial. Lineage: Eukaryota; Viridiplantae; Chlorophyta; Trebouxiophyceae; Chlorellales; Chlorellaceae.